Messenger RNA from Synchytrium microbalum, 1605 nucleotides. RefSeq names its product phosphoglycerate kinase (gene PGK1). Gene Ontology annotation, molecular function: ADP binding; phosphoglycerate kinase activity; ATP binding. The transcript is spliced from 13 exons. Bases 1 to 1605 code for a protein of 534 amino acids. The record is from RefSeq and is a predicted model, not a curated record. Gene Ontology annotation, biological process: gluconeogenesis; glycolytic process. Lineage: Eukaryota; Fungi; Chytridiomycota; Chytridiomycetes; Synchytriales; Synchytriaceae. Gene Ontology annotation, cellular component: cytosol.
AUGUCAUCUGUCAAGAUCAGCGACAAAUUAGGCCUGAACGAUGUUAACGUGACGGGAAAACGUGUCCUUAUUCGGCAAAGAAUCGUCGCUUCUCUACCCACCAUCAACUAUGUACUCAAGAACGGUGCAAAAUCUGUCGUGUUGAUGAGCCACUUGGGUCGUCCUGAUGGAAAAGUCGUCCCAAAGUACUCGCUCAAACCUGUUGCUACUGAAGUUUCGACCUUAUUGGGCAAACCAGUCACCUUCUUGGAAGACUGUGUUGGAAGUGCUGUCGAGGAAGCCUGUGCCAAACCUACUGAUGGUCAAAUCAUCCUAUUGGAAAACUUGCGAUUCCAUAUUGAAGAAGAAGGUUCUGUCAAGGAUGAAGCUGGUAAUAAGAUCAAGGCAAGCAAAGAAGACAUUGCUGCAUUCCGAGCCUCAUUGACCAAAUUGGGUGAUAUCUACGUUAAUGAUGCCUUUGGAACUGCUCACAGAGCUCACAGUUCCAUGGUUGGUGUUGAAUUGCCUAUUCGAGCAGCUGGAUUCUUGAUGAAGAAGGAAUUGGACUACUUUUCAAAAGUCCUUGAACAUCCUGAACGACCCUUCUUGGCUAUAUUGGGAGGUGCCAAAGUAUCUGACAAGAUCCAACUCAUCAACAAUCUGCUUGACAAGACUGACAAGAUCAUUGUCGGUGGUGGUAUGGCCUUCACAUUCAAAAAGGUCAUCAACAACAUGAAUAUUGGAGGCUCGCUAUAUGAUGCAGAAGGUGCCAAGAUUGUUCAUGAUUUGGUUGAAAAGGCCAAGAAGAACAGUGUGGAAUUGAUCUUCCCAGUUGACUUUGUCACUGCUGACAAAUUCUCCAAAGAUGCUAACGCUGGAUACGCAACAGAAGAAGAAGGCAUCCCAGAUGGUUUAAUGGGUCUAGACUGUGGUGAAAAAUCAAACGAAAUCAACCGCAAAGUAGUCCUAUCAUCCAAAACCAUCUUAUGGAAUGGUCCAGCAGGUGUAUUUGAAUUCGAAAAAUUCGAAAAAGGCACCAAAGUCAUCUUGGAUGCCUUGAUUGAAGCCACGAAAAACGGUGCUACUACUAUCGUUGGUGGUGGUGAUACCGCUACUGCUGCUGCCAAAUGGGAUGCAGAAGAUAAAUUGUCGCAUGUCAGUACUGGUGGUGGAGCUUCGUUGGAGUUGUUGGAGGGAAACUCGGUCUCUCCUGUAAAUACUGUCAUUGGUGGAUUCGAAAAGGACGGCAGCGAACUAUAUAUCGCUCGAUCGUUACUUGGUGGAGGAGUUCACGUCGGAAAAGCUGGAAGACAUCUGAGACCUGAAGGCUGUCAUAUCGCAUAUGGAGGCAAAGAAUGCGUGGAACGAGAAUAUGAAGUGUUGACUGUCACAGAUCCUAAUGCUUUCGUUUGGGUCGACGAUGCAGGAAAAUGUACAGCUCAAGGAUACACACCCGUCUCUGCCGGUCGCGAAAAGGACGGUCGAGAACUCUAUGUCGCUCAAGUGCUCUACGAGGGUUCAGUACAAGUUGGGAAGACAGGGAAACAUAUGGAUGGUGCUCAUAUUGCAUAUUCUGGGCGUGAAAAGAAUGUAUUGUGUUAUAGAGUUUUGUGUCAUAAGCCUUGA